AUGUCUACAUAUAGGGGAAAGAUUAAAGGAAUAGAUUGCGGUCCGGAAGCAAACCAAUGGUUUGAGACAUUUUUAGGCAGACCUGGAGUACGACUACUACAACAUCACCACAGCUUUGACUUCAGAGACAGCAAUACAUAUGAUCGUCGCAAUGAUGACAAAGACUAUCCAAUUAUAUAUCACAACAAAUCAAAUGUUCAUUUGAUUAACGAGAGCUCAAUCAGUGAUUUGAAUUCCCGAUUACCUGAGGGCUCGGAUCAGACAAACGUCUUGGAAAUGAAUGCUUCCCUCGAGUGGCCAAUCGGGGCAUACAUUGAGACGACUGUCCGCCUCUUUAGGCGACUCUUCCGACUCGAGUUCACUGUAUUCGAGGAUCCGUUCAACUGA
Oppiella nova is the source of this 387-nucleotide messenger RNA. The record is from the annotation of a GenBank genome assembly. NCBI's taxonomy places the organism in Eukaryota, Metazoa, Arthropoda, Arachnida, Sarcoptiformes, Oppiidae.